Messenger RNA from Funneliformis geosporum, 1593 nucleotides. Lineage: Eukaryota; Fungi; Glomeromycota; Glomeromycetes; Glomerales; Glomeraceae. The record is from the annotation of a GenBank genome assembly.
AUGAAACAUAAUCGAAAAUUUUCAAGUUCCAAUCAUCAAGCUAAUAAAUCAUCAAAAAAUGAUUCUUCGCCGAAAGAUAAAUCCAAUAAUAAUUCACAAGAAUUAUUCGAACAACAAUAUAUUCGUCAAUCAUUAAAAUCAAAUAAUGUAGAGGAUUUUUGGCAUGAAAUUGAAGAUUAUACACAUGAGCCAGAAUUUUUUUCGUUUAGUGGACCAAAGUCGAAAUUGGCUAUUAAAGAUGCCAACUUUAUACGUAAAUUAAUAUCAGCGGCAAUAACAAUGAAACGUCAUGGAGGCGAUUUAGUACCCAGUUUAAUAGCAAAAAGAUGUUGUGAACUAUAUGAAACUCUUGAUAACGAGGAUAAGAUUAAAUUCAUGUAUAUACUUGCUCGUGAUUUUGGUGUAAUUAGAGAUGAAGCUCUUAAAGCUGCAAAUAAUUAUAUUAAUUUAUCAAAUGAAGAUGCGUAUGGGAGAGCAGUACUUCGAGCGGAACAAAUACUUCGACAUUCUAUGAUUCCAGCACAUAAUGUAUUUUUUGAUCGGAUAACUCCAUUACCUGGUGGUACAAAGUUUUUAGUGAAUAUGCGUGCCGAUUUACUUGCAUAUUUGAAGGAAAAUAAUCAUGAGGCAUGUUUGAUGACGUUAAAUGAAUCUUUGAAAGAUAAGUUGUCAUCAUUAUUAGUUGGAUUUUUGGAUUUAAGGAGAAUAACGUGGUAUUCAUCUGCUGCCAUCUUAGAGAAAGUCAUAGAAUAUGAGGCAGUGCACGCUAUAAAGGAUUGGGAUGACAUGAAGAGACGUGUCGGGCCUGGAAGACGUCUCUUUGCGUUCUUUUAUAAAAAUAUGAAACAUGAGCCACUUGUAUUUAUUCAAGUAGCCCUAACAAAUGAGAUUUCGGACAACGUUCAGGCAAUAUUGGAAGAUCCUAACCCAACAAAGUCGAUACCAACGAUAGAGGAUGUUAACUGUGCGAUAUUUUAUUCAAUAACAAGUCAACCAGGAUUAUCAGGCAUUGAACUUGGUAAUUUUUUAAUUAAAAGAGUAGUAAGAGAGUUACAAGCCGAAUUUCCAAGUAUAAAAACCUUUUCAACAUUAAGUCCUAUACCAGGAUUUCAAAAAUGGUUAAAUGCUGUCAUAAAUGUCGAAGGUGAUAGUAUUUUAGUUGAUGAUGAAGCUGAAAAAAUCAAAAAUUUAAGAAGUUAUUUAGAAGGUAGUGGAACUGAAAUCUUAAAAACCAUUUUAAAAUCCAAAGAUUGGAUUAGAGAUGAAGUGUGUUUUCAUACAUUUAAACCUAUCUUGAUGAGAUUAUGUACAAGAUAUAUUCUAACAGAGAAGAGAAGAAAUUUGGCGUUGGAUCCUGUUGCUAAUUUUCAUAUCAGAAAUGGAGCAUGUGUUCAUAGAUUAAAUUGGUUAGGUGAUAUAUCAAAUAAAGGUUUAGAGGAGUCAUUUGGAAUAAUGGCAAAUUAUAAUUAUAUAUUAGAUCAUAUUGAAAGGAAUAAUCAACAAUAUUUGUGUGAUGGAAAAAUUUCAGUAUCAAAUGUUGACCCUUUAUUAGUUGAAAUAGCAAAUAAUUCUCAAAAUAUAGUAAUAAUUUAA